This is a messenger RNA of Striga asiatica, 948 nucleotides long. Lineage: Eukaryota; Viridiplantae; Streptophyta; Magnoliopsida; Lamiales; Orobanchaceae. The record is from the annotation of a GenBank genome assembly.
CUGUCAGUAUUCAAAAUGACUGGAGAACUACAGAAAUGGCUGUGCAUUUUGGUUUUUUUGCUGAUAUUAUUGAAAAAAACUAAAAGCUCCUCUAUUACCAUUACAUAUGUUGAAAGUGCUGUGGCUAAAGGAGGAGUUUGUUUGGAUGGAAGCGCACCUGCAUACCAUUGGGAUAGAGGAUCUGGAGAUGGAAUUAACAAUUGGCUAGUUCAUUUAGAGGGAGGAGCAUGGUGCAGUAGCAGAGAGACUUGUCUCGCUCGGAAAGAUACCCGACUCGGCUCCUCCAAACUAAUGUCGAAACAGGUCGUUUUUUCUGGGAUUUUUAACAACAAGAAGGUGUUAAACCCUGAUUUUUACAACUGGAAUCGAGUCAAGGUUCGAUAUUGCGAUGGCUCGUCGUUCACCGGCGACAUAGAAGACGUUGACCCUGAAACGGGACUUUACUACCGUGGGGCGAGGGUCUUUGCUGCAGUAAUGGAGGACUUAUUUGAGAAAGGAAUGUCGAACGCUCAAAAUGCACAAAAUAUGUUGCAAGACAUUCAGACACCCCUUUUCUUUGUAAAUGCUGCUUAUGAUUCAUGGCAGAUUAAGAACAUCCUGGCAUCUGGAGCUGCUGAUCCACAUGGCAAGUGGAACGCUUGCAAGGCUGCGAUAACGAAAUGUUCGCCGGAUCAAAUCGAAAUCAUGCAAAGUUACAGACAACAAUUCAUAGAAUCGUUAAUAAACGCUUUGGAUUCGUCCGAGUCGGCAGGAUACUUCAUCAACCCUUGCUACACGCACUGCCAAACCGAAACACAGGAAACGUGGCUUAGUCAAGGCUCUCCCCUGACAAUAGCUAAAGCAGUGAGAGAUUGGUAUUACGACCGGAGUUUGUUUCAGGGUAUCGAUUGCCAGUAUUCUUGCGACAAAACGUGCUACAAUCAGACUUUUGAGCCUUCAGAAAUGUAA